Messenger RNA from Oxyura jamaicensis (ruddy duck), 3514 nucleotides. RefSeq names its product eukaryotic translation initiation factor 1B (gene EIF1B). The transcript has 4 exons. Bases 127 to 468 code for a protein of 113 amino acids. Gene Ontology annotation, cellular component: eukaryotic 43S preinitiation complex. The record is from RefSeq and is a predicted model, not a curated record. Gene Ontology annotation, biological process: translational initiation. Lineage: Eukaryota; Metazoa; Chordata; Aves; Anseriformes; Anatidae. Gene Ontology annotation, molecular function: RNA binding; ribosomal small subunit binding; translation initiation factor activity.
CCAUCGCAGACUCGUUACCCCUCCCCGCUCCCCAUCUACGGCGGCACUGCGAAGCCGGAGCCGUGACUGGAGCGGAGCCAGCCGCGGCCUUUUCCCCGCUGCGCCAGUCUCCCGCCGCAGAAUCGCAUGUCCUCUAUCCAGAACCUCCAGCCCUUCGACCCCUUUGCUGAUGCAACAAAGGGUGACAACUUACUCCCAGCAGGGACUGAGGAUUACAUUCAUAUAAGGAUUCAGCAGCGAAACGGAAGAAAGACGUUAACAACUGUUCAGGGAAUUGCAGAUGACUACGACAAGAAGAAACUUGUGAAAGCCUUCAAAAAGAAAUUUGCUUGUAAUGGUACUGUGAUUGAACAUCCUGAAUACGGUGAAGUUAUCCAGCUUCAAGGUGACCAGAGGAAGAACAUUUGCCAAUUCCUUUUGGAGAUUGGCAUUGUCAAGGAAGAACAACUGAAAGUUCAUGGUUUCUAAAAUACCUGUACUCUCAUGAAGAAUCCUGCAGUAUUUGGUCUUACCUAGCCUGGUUCUUCUGUGAAAAAUGAAUCUUUGCAGUGAAUGGACUUCCCUAUUACCUGAAUGUUUAAAAUCUGGUUCAGAUUUGCAUGACUGUGUGAAAUGUGUGGCGUGUAGACUGGAAUCACAUAAGAAAACUUCAGUAAGGUGGUAAUUUAGACAAUUGUGAACUUCAGCACAUUUCCAAUGGAAAUGUUUUAGUGAUGAUUGUUCAGUUUUACUCUUCUUCAUCUGACUUAUCUGUGUGGGUUGUCUUAAAAUAGUAUGUGUUGCUUAAAAAAUAAAAGUUUAUUCAUGUAUUUUCUGGAAUAUCUUUAAAUGCUUUAGCUUAUGGUUUAAACGAGUAUAGUAGCCUUGCUACAGAAUGGCUAAAACUGUUUUGUGGCAAGUACAUCUCACUGCUUAUUGAAUAAAUUGACAAAUCUAUGUGAUGAACUAUUAGCUAAUUAAUAGAUGAGCUUGAUGUGAUCUUAUGCUAUAGUGGUAAGAUAAGAGCUUUAAGUCUCUUGUGUAGGCAUAUCUUGGUAGCAGUGUGGUAGGACAUUGUUUGCUGAGUAACUGAACCUUCUCUCCAAAAUUUACUCCAGUCAUUGUGUAGUAGUAGUGUUAAGUAUAAUAGGACUAACAUAAGCUGAAAUACUUAAAGCUGCUGUUAUUGAGAGAUGUUAAACAUCUAGGUCUUAGAUACUACUGCCAAAAGAUUUGAAGGAAGUACAUAGAAUUUUGUAUCUCUUCCCCUAGUGAGUGAAGGGAAAGGAUCUUGAGUUGGAUUCUGCAAUGACUGAGCAUUUAAUGUUGGCAAGCAGAGUACUUUAGUUAGCUGGUAGUGUUAGCUGCAGAAGUAAAGGAAGGAACAGGCUCUACACUAAACUUUUUUGAAAAGCGUUACUGUGAUUAAUGGUUAACAUGGAGGUUUACUGCUGUGGGGUUUGGGUGUUACUACAGAAAGAUGAUUUGGGCUACUUUUCUAGCAAUUAAUUAAUUUGGUGUUAUUUGAAGUUGUUAUAGCUUUUUAUUACCAAGCUCCUCAUCUAAUUUUAGUUAGCUGUCAGUGUUUGGUAUUCUGCUUGCAAGAUAAGACUAUUAACAGAAUGAAGUGAUUUAACCUGGUCAAACAUGAGGCUACUUUAUUCUUUGUGAGGUAGACAUGGAAAUCUUCUCUGAAACAACUGAAACUGAACUGAGCUGGCAAGCUGUAAGAACAGUGGAGAGUUGUUUUUUGUUUUUUUUUUUUAAAAAAAGCCUUAUGUCAUGUAUUCCUUGUAAGAAAGGUAUCUUUACUACUGAGACUUAUCAGCAGCUUAUUCAGGAAAAAAUUUGACUACCUAAGUAGUCAAGAAAUGUACAAAACAUUAGUUUUUACCACCUCUAUCCAUACUCUUUCACGUUCAGAGACUUGACUUUCUAGACAAAUGCUAAAUUCUAACUCAUUUGAAUUCAUUUAGAUUAAUUUAGAUAGGAACCUUUAUGUCACUAACAACAAUUAAGGAAGCAUUAUAGAGCAUUCAUAUGACAACUUUGUACUCUCUUGUCUAGGUAAUUCUACUUGUCAGAAUCCAGUGUCGCGUCUCUCCACAAUUCUUUCCUGGUGUUAUAGUUUGUACUGUUUCAGAAAAUGUCAGCACACACAACUAAAAUCCAAAGACUAAAUUUUAUGCUAGUCUUAACACUUUAGUGGAAUAAAGUCAUUGUACCACAGGUUUGCCUAGUCCUGAUUCAUGAGUAUUAAAAUGAUUAAUCCUUUGGGGAUAUGUAGCACAUAAUGACCUCCAUUUUAUCAAAUACCAGAAAGACACUUAAAGCUUGUUCUUCUGCCCAAUAACAACAACAAAAAAAAGGCAGUACUGUCUUCUAUUUCAGUGGAACUAUAUGAAUACUUCUAGUGGGUUUUUGAGCUAGAGAUAACAAAUGAUUUACAAGUCUCUCAUAUUACUGAGUCAGUCUUCAUUUCAGAUGAUGUUCCGUUAACUUUCACUACCAAAGCUUGAGGCAUUUCUCUGUAGUCAUUCUACUUGAAAUAAGAAAAAAAAAACUUUCCCUUUUUUGAAAGUCCUUUCUGACAGGAGGAAUCUCAAGUUGAUAGGGAGCUUGAUUUUUAUGCUGUAGUGGUAGAGUUUUGUGCUUUGACCUUUGAAGGUCAAAAUUGAGAAAACAAGCAGUACAUUUUGAGUUUAAAUAGAUGGGAUUUGUGACAGCGAACAGAACUCCAUCUUUUAGAGGGGGAAAGAAACUUCUUGCAUGUUUUUUAAGUAAGAAUAGUGUCUUGAUGAGAUUGGGCUCAAGGUUAGCUACAAAUCUCUGCAUUUUACAGAGGAAAGGCCUCUGCAAUUUCAUAUUCUAUUGUGUAAUACUAAAAAUUAUGUCUCAGAGCUCAGCUUACUUGAAGUACAGGCCCAUGUUUCAAGAAUGCUGGAGCACUUGAGACUUUAGAAAAGAAUUAUACAAGACUGUUUCCACAGUGAAGGCAGUUUCUCAAUCUUUCCAAAUAUUUCAAAGUAAGUCAGAAAAUAAGAUAGGAUGUCACCCAUAGUAGCUGAGACAAGAAAAGGGAGCUAGUAAUAGAAAAUACUUCUAAAACCCAGUGAUAAGGAUUGAGAGUGUGCAAGCUUGGAUGCCAAAGUGGUUGUUUCUUUUUGUUGGCAUAUGUACACCAAAUCUCCAGCCCUGCCUCCUGAGUGAUAUUUAGGCAUAAUCACCAGCUCUGGUUGGGUGUAUGGACUGUUGUUUCAAAUUCAUAGCCUUGAUACACAUAGGUAUGUUAGGCUAUUGCAGCUGGCUUUCAGCUAAUGAACUGGAGUAAGCUGUUGCAUCACUUGUUUGAAUUGUCUGUUAAAGCCUAUUUAAUGCAGCUGUGAGCAAUGAGACAAUUGCUUCUCAAACUGGCAGCAGUCAGUACUUGUAGAGGAUGAGAUGUGGUGGUUAAAGUAUGUAAACUUUCUACUUGUGUAAAUAUCAGACACUUGACCUUCACCCGUGGUCUGUCAAAUUUGGCACAUUCUUUGCA